AUGAUCUCCCGCCAAAGAGUUCUGCUGAAAACCAAGACAGCGCUUCAGAGUGGAGAGCACCGCCCCGCUCCGACCCCGCCCCCGGCCCGGACACGCCCCGCCCGGCAUCCAGGACACGCCCUCCCCGCCCUUUGCUCCUCCCCUUGUCCCUCCCCUUUCCCCUCCCCCGGGGUCGUCCUCCGCGCCACCCCACCCCCGCGGCUCCUUUUUCUGCCUUUUCCUUUGUACCCUCACUGCUACCAGCUCCUUCUGGCGACCCCCAGGUACCCCCUCCCACCUUUCGUUUCUCUCUGGGUCAGCAGACCACGUAUGUAUCCAGAGGCGCUACCUGAAGGGAGCCUAAGCAACCCGGGCACUUUCAAACGCCGUAGCGGUUCCUAUAGCAACGACAAACCGGAAGUAUGGUUUGCCGCCGGAAGCGGAAGUCCCAAUCAAAAGUUGAGCAGUAGCUGUGUGGGACGUGCGUGCGGCGAGAUGGACACUCCCCCGCUCUCGGAUUCGGAGUCGGAAUCCGACGAAUCCCUUGUCACAGACAGAGAGUUGCAGGAUGCGUUUUCCCGAGGGCUUCUGAAGCCAGGCCUCAAUGUCGUGCUAGAGGGGCCGAAGAAGGCCGUGAACGACGUGAAUGGCCUGAAGCAAUGUUUGGCAGAAUUCAAGCGGGAUCUGGAAUGGGUUGAAAGGCUCGAUGUGACACUGGGUCCGGUACCGGAGAUCGGUGGAUCUGAGGCGCCAGCACCUCAGAACAAGGACCAGAAAGCUGUUGAUCCAGAAGACGACUUCCAGCGAGAGAUGAGCUUCUAUCGCCAAGCCCAGGCCGCAGUGCUUGCAGUCUUACCCCGCCUCCAUCAGCUCAAAGUCCCUACCAAGAGACCCACUGAUUAUUUUGCGGAAAUGGCCAAAUCUGAUCUGCAGAUGCAGAAGAUUCGACAGAAGCUGCAGACUAAACAGGCUGCCAUGGAGAGGUCUGAAAAGGCUAAGCAACUGCGAGCACUUAGGAAAUACGGGAAGAAGGUGCAAACGGAGGUUCUUCAGAAGAGGCAGCAGGAGAAAGCACAUAUGAUGAAUGCUAUUAAGAAAUAUCAGAAAGGCUUCUCUGAUAAACUGGAUUUCCUUGAGGGAGAUCAGAAACCUCUGGCACAGCGCAAGAAGGCAGGAGCCAAAGGCCAGCAGAUGAGGAAGGGGCCCAGUGCUAAACGACGGUAUAAAAACCAGAAGUUUGGUUUUGGUGGAAAGAAGAAAGGCUCGAAGUGGAACACUCGGGAGAGCUAUGAUGAUGUAUCUAGCUUCCGGGCCAAGACAGCUCAUGGCAGAGGCCUCAAGAGGCCUGGCAAGAAAGGAUCAAAUAAGAGACCUGGAAAACGAACAAGAGAUAAGAUGAAGAACAGAACACACUAAACAGCAUCUUUGAAUACAAAGAACCAAGAAAAAGGAAUGAAGACUCGCAAUUUCACGACACACUUUGAUCCCUUCUGUUGGUGUCAUGUUGUAAACAUUUCUUUCAAUAAACUAAAGAAAAAUUAUUAAAGGAA
Gorilla gorilla gorilla (western lowland gorilla) is the source of this 1529-nucleotide messenger RNA. It is a transcript of the gene EBNA1BP2, whose product is annotated as EBNA1 binding protein 2. Gene Ontology annotation, cellular component: preribosome, large subunit precursor; nuclear periphery; nucleolus. Gene Ontology annotation, biological process: rRNA processing; ribosomal large subunit biogenesis. The record is from RefSeq and is a predicted model, not a curated record. The transcript has 10 exons. Lineage: Eukaryota; Metazoa; Chordata; Mammalia; Primates; Hominidae. Bases 1 to 1395 code for a protein of 464 amino acids.